CGACAAAAGCGACCGCGACAAGACUCAACUUGCGACGGCUCGAGCGACAACAUUCAGUAGCGCUCUGUUUAAGGCCACAGAGUACAAUAGGAAGAGGCCCUAGCUUAUUGACUUGUCUAAGUUGCUACUCGCCCAAUAUUUCUCGGAAAUUGCCACUUGGCGCAUCUUCCGUCGCCAUGUCCAAGCAGACACUCUCGCAGAUCUACAGCAAAUUACCGCGCGCGGAUCUUGUCUUUCUUCUCGGCAUUCGCGACUUGGACACGGCAGGUGUCCCUUCUGAACUCGUGGAUCGCCUCACUGACCACGACCUCGCCACCUUUCCAGCAGCAGCGCGCCUCGACUCGUUAAGAGCACAAGAAGCCUCUGCCCUAUUGGCAAAUACCACAGCGAUACGUAUUCGUGAAGGCGCAUCCCGUCAUACACCCACACACGUCUGUGAUCCACAAAAAUUGAAAAACCUAUGGUUGCCACCAGAGAUAUGGACGCUUGUGGUACGUCAUACGAAUGACUGGGAACUAGGCGCUGCUCUAUUCGUCUCUGAGAUUGGCAUUCGACGGCCUGCAAUCUGGGAUCAUGCUACGGAUUUGGACUUGGCGGUCUUGCAUAAUGAUUUGAAGCAACUACAAGUCCUGGCGCGUCGUGCGCCGUGCUUGAAGAUACCGCGGCAUGUGAUUGAUGUGGUGCUAAGAUUCGAGUAUAUUGGUAUACUGGAGUGGAUCUGGCGUAACGUUCCCACGACUUUUCAAGCGGAACAGAUUCCCUUACUUGCGAGUCGCUACAACAGUCCAAAAGUAUUACAAUGGUGGAAAGACACCAUGCAACCAGAUCAACUACAUUAUACGGAAAGCUGUUUGGAUGCAGCGUCUUCCUCUGGCAGACUUGACGCACUCAACUGGUGGAAAAACUCUGGCCUUCCUCUCAAAAUCGGUCGUGUCUUGGACUUUGCAUCCGAUGAAGGCGCUGUGGCUGUUCUUGAAUGGUGGAAGCAGUCAGGUCUCAAUUUCCGAUACUCCAAGUUUGCCAUGCGUCAUGCUUCACAAAAUGGCCAUGUGCACGUUCUUGAAUGGUGGCUCAAUUCAGAGCUACAGCUAUUCUAUGAUGCUAGCUGUUUGGACUAUGCAACGCGCUUCAAUCGAGUGGCCGUGCUGGAUUGGUGGAGCAGGUGUGGUCUCAUGAUUGAGUAUCGCAUCAUGGAUAUUGAAGAAGCGCUUGGUGAAGCGGUUGUCGGUGGGCAUGAGUCGCGUCACUGGUGGCGCGUUCAAAUGGGAAUCGACUUUGGCGUCAAUAAUAGUGAGUGGAUGCGAUACAGGAUCCUGAAUGAAGCAGCGACAUAUCGUCAUGCUUGAGCUGGCCUGAGGUCCGCUGUUGACGAAGACCAUGAUUGAAUGUUGAGUAAUUUGGCCAUC
Molecule: messenger RNA, 1406 nt
Organism: Protomyces lactucae-debilis
Lineage: Eukaryota; Fungi; Ascomycota; Taphrinomycetes; Taphrinales; Protomycetaceae
Exons: 2
Coding region: 177-1346 (389 amino acids)
Source: RefSeq, a predicted model, not a curated record